Miscanthus lutarioriparius is the source of this 1860-nucleotide messenger RNA. NCBI's taxonomy places the organism in Eukaryota, Viridiplantae, Streptophyta, Magnoliopsida, Poales, Poaceae. The record is from the annotation of a GenBank genome assembly.
AUGUCAAACGCGCAACCACUACCAGUUCCGUCCCAGCGAAUAGUCUCCGCGCCUACCGCUCGAUACUAUAAAACCUGCCACGCGCACCCUUUCCCCUCGCAUCGCAUCCACCUCUCUCUCAGCUCUGCAAGCUUCGUCUGCAGCAAGCACGACCAGUCGCACGCACCUAGCAGCCUACACUGUCAGUGGCCGGCUGGAGGACCACGGUGGAGGGUGCUUCUUGGCCGACGAGACGGCACGACGACCAACGUCCAGAGCGCCAGGAACCUGCCCAACUUCUUCGACCCCCUGAACGUCCUCCAGGAGAAGUUUAGAAACGUCAACCUCGACGACACUGACCUCGUCGCCCUCCAGGGUAAUCAAUCUACAUCUACUUACCAACGUAGCAACACAAACAGUUCAAACUUAGAAAUUAAAGUUCAAGACAGAGCUCACACAUUCGGCAAAGUACAGUGCCAGUUCACGCAGCAGAAUUGCACGGCCGGCCAGUCCAGCGGCGCACUGGAGAACCUCGACCAAGUCACACCCAAAGUCUUCGACAACGAGUAUUACAACAACCUCUUAGAGGGCCGCGCUCAGCUACCGUCCGACCAGGCUGGAGGACCACGGUGGAGGGUGCUUCUUGGCCGGCGAGACGGCACGACGACCAACGUCCAGAGCGCCAGGAACCUGCCCAACUUCUUCGACCCCCUGAACGUCCUCCAGGAGAAGUUUAGAAACGUCAACCUCGACGACACUGACCUCGUCGCCCUCCAAGGAGCUCACACAUUCGGCAAAGUACAGUGCCAGUUCACGCAGCAGAAUUGCACGGCCGGCCAGUCCAGCGGCGCACUGGAGAACCUCGACCAGGUCACGCCCAAGGUCUUCGACAACAAGUAUUACAACAACCUCUUAGAGGGCCGCGCUCAGCUACCGUCCGACCAGUCUCCAGUCUCCAGGCUCCAGCUAGCGAAGAGUGUAUCCGCAGCAACCGUGUGCGAAGACGAAGAAGGCUGGAGGACCACGGUGGAGGGUGCUUCUUGGCCGACGAGACGGCACGACGACCAACGUCCAGAGCGCCAGGAACCUGCCCAACUUCUUCGACCCCUGAACGUCCUCCAGGAGAAGUUUAGAAACGUCAACCUCGACGACACUGACCUCGUCGCCCUCCAGGGUAAUCAAUCUACAUCUACUUACCAACGUAGCAACACAAACAGUUCAAACUUAGAAAUUAAAGUUCAAGACAGAGCUCACACAUUCGGCAAAGUACAGUGCCAGUUCACGCAGCAGAAUUGCACGGCCGGCCAGUCCAGCGGCGCACUGGAGAACCUCGACCAAGUCACACCCAAAGUCUUCGACAACGAGUAUUACAACAACCUCUUAGAGGGCCGCGCUCAGCUACCGUCCGACCAGUUGCUCAGUCUUGUAGACUCGUACUGCUUUAAGGCCCCCUUUUACCACACAUUAUGCAAGCUAAUGCUGGAGGACCACGGUGGAGGGUGCUUCUUUGGCCGGCGAGACGGCACGACGACCAACGUCCAGAGCGCCAGGAACCUGCCCAACUUCUUCGACCCCCUGAACGUCCUCCAGGAGAAGUUUAGAAACGUCAACCUCGACGACACUGACCUCGUCGCCCUCCAAGGAGCUCACACAUUCGGCAAAGUACAGUGCCAGUUCACGCAGCAGAAUUGCACGGCCGGCCAGUCCAGCGGCGCACUGGAGAACCUCGACCAGGUCACGCCCAAGGUCUUCGACAACAAGUAUUACAACAACCUCUUAGAGGGCCGCGCUCAGCUACCGUCCGACCAGGUUAUGCUAUCGGACCCUUCUGCUGCGGCGACCACUGCUCCCAUUGUUCAUCGAUUUAUUCUUAUUUCUUGA